This is a messenger RNA of Phyllotreta striolata, 1848 nucleotides long. The record is from the annotation of a GenBank genome assembly. Lineage: Eukaryota; Metazoa; Arthropoda; Insecta; Coleoptera; Chrysomelidae.
AUUCAAAAUUGCGAAAAACAUUAUUAAGAAAUUCUGUAUAGAAGAAGAAAAUUUAAAAGUGUUGCCAAUACGCUUAGAAACAAAUUAUCGCUAUUUUUAAAAGACUUGACAACUCGGUUAUUCCUUGGUCAACUGAGGACGGGCGAGCGUAGAAAUAAAUUAAAAUAAACACAUAUUGAAAUCUUUAUGGUAGAAGUUUGUUCGCUUCAAAUCCUUGACAGAGGAUGUGGUAGAAAUUCGUUAUACAUUCAAGUGCAAAGCCCGAUAAAUUUUUGGAAUUUCUCUGCUUUUGUUCGUGAUUAUUCAAAGUGAUUGUGUAUUGUUGAUUGUCAGUUUCUACCAUACCAAGAUGAAGCUUCUUCAUAUAAUCGUUGUUUUAACAUACUUUAGCGUUGCGCACUCGUUUACAAAAUACGGACGGUCCUGCAAAGAUAUAGGAUGUCCCUCGAACCAAGAAUGCGUCAUGCAAACUGACCCAUGCAGUUACUACCAAAGACAAGGCGAAUGCGGUUCCUAUCCAUCGUGCCAAAGAGUCUCGAAUUCCGCGAGAACGUGCUCGACGUACGUUUGCCCGCCCACGAAGGUGUGCAAAAUGGACGGGGACACGCCGAAGUGCGUGGACGAUACCAGCAAAGUGGGCCACGUGGGUUACGACACGCAAAGCCAGAACUCCAUGUCCAACCAGCAGCACUCGGUGACCUCCAACAACCAAGGUUUGUACCCGCAAUUGGGUAAAAAGGGCACCACUACCGUUAGACCGAACGUGUACAAACCGGCGACAUCGCACACCGGAGGCUACCAAGGUCAAGUAGGCUCGGGGUAUCCCCAGCAACCGGCCUAUAAUCCCCAGCAAGGUCAGUACCCGGGUUAUACCAGGACCGGCGGGUAUCCCCAGCAAGCUUAUUAUCCCCAGCAAGCCUAUCCCCAACAAGCUCGUCCCCAGCAAGCCUAUCCACAGCAAGCUUAUCCUCAGGGGAAUUACCCGCGACAAGCUUACCCCCAGCAAGCGACUUAUCCUCAACAAGGAUAUUACCCGCAACAAGGAGCUUACCCACAAUACGGUAACCAGCGACCGGCGCAGUACCCGGGCUAUUCUCAACCCAACCAAGGCACAUCGAUAACCGAUAAACUAACUAGCUCCAUUAAGAAUUUAGGUACUGAGCUGUUGCAACAGACUAUCGCUAAAGCUAUAGCCGGUCGGGCGCAAUGAGAUUUCAUUGGGUUUUGUUCAGAUUAAUUUGAAAUUUAUAGGCUUUAGUUGUUUCGUAUAAACCAUGCAAAGGUUUGCAGUAGGUGUAGAUGGAGACUUUCCCCUUUAUCUUGUUUGUAAAUAUGGUAGAUUAGCAAAUUCGAUUAUUAGUUGGGAAAAAUAUUUCAAUCCAGUUUCUCAAAAAUUCCAUUUUCCAAAAUUGUAAAGUUCUCUAUUGGUUUGUACAAAUUGAGGGAAUUUUUGGUAUUAAUUAAAUUAUCUCGGUAUUAAUUUUUCAUUCUUAUAUUCGCUUGAAAGCUUUAAAAGCGUGUUAUUCUGCAAAUGUUUAAGUCAGUUUUGAUAUCGUACAUUUGUUUCAGGAUUUAUGUAUAUUGUCUUGAAAUGUGUAAUUUCAAGAUUGUUUAGUAUGUGAAGGUAAACUAUUAUUGCAAAAAUUAGAAUAUACUAAAUGCAUAUUUGUAAGAUUAACAAAUAUACUGUAGGUUUCUCUUCGAUAAAGAAAUGUGGAUAUUUAAAAAACCAACUAGGAAUCAAGAAAUAGAGCCUAAGAACGUGUAGAAAUAACAACAGUAAGCGACACUAAUAUUAAUUUUAUAAAAUGAUAAUUGUACCUUCAUAAAUAAACUUCUUAAUUGAAA